Molecule: messenger RNA, 750 nt
Organism: Alternaria alternata
Lineage: Eukaryota; Fungi; Ascomycota; Dothideomycetes; Pleosporales; Pleosporaceae
Exons: 1
Source: RefSeq, a predicted model, not a curated record
CAGCAUACACCUUUCCGCACCGAGUAUAUUUCCACAAUACAGGCAAGGUAUAAGAGACCGCAGCGGUGGGCACUUAAGCUAUUACUAGAGCGAGGCGUGAUCCCGCUCCGCAUCGACGAUGGUGGAGUCGCAACCACCUGCACGCAAACCUGGGGCUUAACUUCUACGUUCCCUUACAUAACCAUCCCGCUAUACCAGCAAACAAAAAGCAGAGCAUAUUUUGAGUUCCUCAUUCCACAUCCCGAACGAGCGGAAGUGACGCGACUAAUCAACAUCCUCGGACAAAACAGAAUGGGCUAUGGCAUCUCAACACAGACCUACAAUUCUGUCACUCAAACAUCCCAGACUUCAACCGCCAGCAAUGAGCGGAAUCGACCUAAAUCUGGACCAAACUUUCCUCUUUCUAGUGGAGCACAGUCCAUGUGUGAGGCUUUACUUCCUCUUUUGCCGGAUGGUCAUAUAUCACGAGCACGAGGUACACAUGUCGAUAGACUGGAUAGUUAUCUCAAACCCGGGCCGGACACAGAAGGCAAGCAAGAUGACUGGAUGCAACCAGACGUACGCAUGGCAAGGGCGCCGUUGUUGUGUCACAGCAGCUGGGCUAUCGUGAGGCUUGAAGCACCGCAUUGGGGGUAUGUCGAACUGGACAAUUUUGUGUUGGGGGCUGUAGAGGAGAGUAGAAUAGAAGAUAGAUGGGUGAGGGCUGUUUGUGAAGGUCGCGCUAUGAAAGAGUUGGAGAGAUUUGGGCUA